Messenger RNA from Trichoderma harzianum CBS 226.95, 769 nucleotides. RefSeq lists its product as hypothetical. The transcript has a single exon. NCBI's taxonomy places the organism in Eukaryota, Fungi, Ascomycota, Sordariomycetes, Hypocreales, Hypocreaceae. The record is from RefSeq and is a predicted model, not a curated record. Bases 34 to 483 code for a protein of 149 amino acids.
CUUAUAUCCAAACAAAAUAUUUAAUUAUAAAUCAUGACUGGAUUCUCGUUCAAAACUCAUGGAAAUGUGGCAGUUCUUCCUGCUGAUAGCACCCUGACUAUCUCACAUCCUGAAUGGGGUGCCCAUAUAAGGUCCAGGGUCACCGCAGAUACCCAAGGCUGGGUACAAGUUCCCAUGGGAUUUCAAAUCCCAACCGAUGGAAAGAGACUCGAACUCAAGUCAGUCGAGGUUACCUACGCCACAGGCUGGAAAACUAUAUUUGAUGGCAUUCAGGUCUAUAUGGGACAAAAGAAAAUCCUGAACAAGGUUGAUUUCGGUUAUUCGACUGAUAAAGAAACUACCGUCAAGUUUGACAUCCCUGGAUCUUGGCCGAUCAAUCAAGGAAUUUCAGUUUCAUUACUUAUUACUAUACCUAGCGGGACAGAUGAACAUGGACGCUGGGCGACAAUUUCAUCUGUUGGGGCCUACUUCGCACAUGCUUAGUGUAUAAUUUACUGGACAAUGUUGCUAUGUAGCUGCAAUAAUAAGCAGAGGGACUGCUAUAUUCCCACCUGAUUGCAUUAUUUGAUGGUGUGAUAGCAACUGGCUAUCCAAGCUAUCCAAGGGAGUGGAGUGAUGUGAACUUAGCCUUGGAAGCUUACUUUAUACUCAAGUCAUGGGAAUAUAAUAUCGUAGUUAGACUCGUUUACUUAUAUGAGCAUGUAACUUCUUGCGCAUAGAGACUAGUUAACUAUCAAGGGUUGAAUAGCUAUUUCUUCAAAACAUUGUC